UGCCCGAUUCUCUUGUCUCUUCUUCUUUCCUCUCUCUCUUUCUUUUGUCUGUCUUCUCUGGCCCCAUCCAGGCACACACUCACAUCGCACAGCAGUUUUCGGGUUCCCUACUCCAUACCACGACAUUUUCACACCUUCCUUAGCCCUUGUACCAUCAUUAGUUGUCCUUGCCAACCAUAACGAACGGCCUAACUUCCACACUCAGUGCCAUCCAUAUCUCUUCUUGCCUCCAAUCGCUACGCCUCUUCAACGCUCAACACAUCCACUUAAAGAACCAUCUCCUUCUGUACAUUGCUUCUUGAACUUCAAUCAGAAUACUAUCCUUCAUCAUCCUUUCAUCCUUCAUCAUCCUUCAUCAUUCACGAUUUAAAUGUAUCUUCGACAUAUCUGCUAGCAACGCACAACAGACCAUCAACACACGUCUUUACCAUGGACUACGGCGCAGAUCUUGAUCCACACUGGUUCUCCAAUGUGGACCUGUCCAACUUCGAACGGAGAUCCCGUGCACUCCGCUCACGUUAUAUCCUCUUCCUCCUUUGGUUUGGAUUCUCGAUAUUUUUGCUCUUGACAGAAAUCUUUGCCAGCGUCAACUUAAUUUUAAAUAACGUUUGGGCACAACGCGUUUUCCAGCACGGUCUGAUCUACAACUCCGCCUCAUCUCAAGCACUCGAACAGAUCGGCACUGCGGCGGGAUGGCUGGUGCUUGCCUCAAUAUGCUUAAGCAUCUUCGUCACCGUCUGGGAAUUGAUGCAAGCAUGGUCAAUCGUUGAAUCCGACAGCAUUUCUCAAGCAUUCUUACACACGGCAGCAUUCCGGCUCUGGGGCAUCAGGUCGUACAGGCACUUUUGUUUUCUUUCUCAGAUCAAAUGGGGUCAAGACAUACGCCAGCGGUUCAUCAUGGCAGUUUACUUUGGCACACAAGGAUUCACUUUGGCUCUGGUUACACUGCCAAGGCUCGUUGUUUAUGGAUGCAUCCUUUAUGCAGUAAAAGACAUACCCGACCUGGCAAUGUCGGCACGUGGGUUUGCGUGGCUACAGCUAGAAGGGCCCAGUGGCCAUGAAGACGUCUGGUUAAGAGGGGCACUCGCGGCCAUAAUCUUGUCUCUCGUCGUCCACGGUAUCAACACGACCAGGAUAGUACUCGCAAUGACAACAUGCGCCUGUUCCUUUUGCUACCUCGGACAGAUCAAGAGAGAAAUGGAUAGAGAUCUCAAGUUCAGAAUCACGAGCAUGGUCAUAUCAGCGUUGCAUGGUGCCGAGUGUGAAGACGGCCACUUGUCGCUUCAGCACGCAAUAAAAGCGGAUGACAUCGAUCGCCAGUUCAGUGGACAGGGAAUCAUCUAUCCGGAACACAUAGAGAAAAGUCCAGAGCUAUAUCAAUACGACACUGAGGCCUCCACGACGAACCCGCACCGAAUACAGAAUAGCUUUUACGAUGCCGACUGGGACGAUUUUGUUGCUGCGUCCACUCAAGGACUCCAGGUCAUUACGAAUGAGCGUCAGCAAGCAGUGCCUAGGCCCUUAUCGCCUUGGCACCUACCCACUAUUUCGACUGCCGGCCAGGACCAUGGGCCCAACACUGGAGACAUGGCCACCCGCAACGGAUUUGUUCACAUGGCGUCAAGCAGGAGGCAGGCGAAUUUAUCCUUUUACGACGACCUGCUGGAGAGCAUCAACUCAGAGCUGAUGGUGUACGCAUCCCCGGUACGCGACCAAGAGUUUGAGGCUAUCCGAGAGUUGCAGGUCGAUGGCGAUGUCCACAGGCGGGAAUACAACAACUUUUCAACCAAUGCGCCCUCUAUCGCCUUGUGCUCCUCGACCCCACUCAGCCACUCUAGCUGCAGCGACUAUGAUGACACCUGCGACAGACCUAUCCAUCCAUUCGAUACAGGGCCGCAUUUCCGGACUACGGAUGAAUUGCAGGCGAUCAACCGAUCUGCAGUGUCCUUGGGUUAUUCUGUGGGGGGCAUAUUGGACAUGUAUAUUGAUCCUGUGGACAGCAUCGAGGCCCGGUCACGAAACGGAAACCACCCAUCGCCAGCAUUUCAAAGCCAGGAAACAUUGUCUGCGCAUCAUUGUCAUUCCGGAGGGCUAAGUCGGUCCCAAUCCCAAGUGACUAUUGAAAAAUGGAGAAUUCAUGUCGUCCCAAGUCCUCCAGCGAUCCCUGAUCUCGUUGUCUAUACGCCGAAGCUGGAAGAAGAUGAAGAGCAAGGAGAGUGCAGAUUGGAGGAUUAUGGCGACUACACCGGGGAUUCGUGCGACCCAAUGCCUGAUGACAGCAUCUCUAGGCGAGGUACGAUCCCCAUCAUUUUAUCAAGCCAUAUCCAGCAGGCGGAGGCGGCUGUGGAUUACCAGCAGGAUGAAGAGCUGUAUUACUCUGCCGAUGAUUUCCGUAUCACUCCGCCACCGAAUGUCUUUGGCCAGACAAGGUCCCAAAGGCAAGGGAGUUUGAACAGCACCAUCGGUGGAUACUAUUCUAUAGCCUCAUCUCCUUCCCUGGCGGAUUCGCUCUCCAAUCCAAUGUACAGCGAGCAAUCGUAUGAGAUCUUAAGCGGAUCCUCUUACCAAGGUCCAUCCUCCGCGCGCAAGGGCUCAUUGCCCACCUCCAUUCAGGGCUCAUCCAAGGAAGAAGCCGCAUCAAAAAGAGCACAGCAGGCCAACCUCCCAACAAGCCAACUGUAUACUCUUCAGAACGUUGCCUUUCCAGCGCCUAUGACGCGAGUUAGGGCGAGAUCUCCAAGUCAUUUGAGCAAUUUGGUGAGCCAUGGGUUCGAGGAAGGUGACACUGACGGUUCGAACGUUGCCGAGGACAAGGCAUCACCAUCUUGUUUGAAGAAGGCCCAUUCUCGGAGACAUAGUCAGGGAGCGCAAUCAAGUGGACAUGAUAGUGAUUCUUCCUGGGACUGGCAUAGGGCUUUCAAUGGUCCUCAGUCUGGAUGUGGAGCCUUUGCCAAUCGCCCAUCCACCCCCUCGUCUUCCGUGGAGUAUCAGAGCCCAGAAGAACAUGUUAACGUUGACUUUCGCAUCAGUGCAACUCCUGCAACUGACCUGAAGGGGGUCCUUGCGAUCGACGACCCUAUGCAAGUCAACAAGAGAUUAUGGGGUGAGGAGCCGACCUAUCCAUCAGCGCGAUUAUCUGACGAUGAGAUUGUGGAUCAGCGAGUCCAUCCGUUGGAUCUUUCUCCUCUGCUUCCGCAUUCUCAGUCUAAGGAUCGGCAUGAAUAUCGCGGUCAAACCAUCGAGGGCACUCCUCCUAUCUUUGCUCAUACCACCCAAGACCAAAACGCUACGUUCGAGGAACAGGUAGCAUGGACUGAAACAUGUAUUGGCCUGGGUCUCACCCUCGGUCCCAAUGCCGACAUGGAUCAGACCACAUCGGCACUUACAAAAGAGAGCAGUACCCCUUUAAGGCCCAUCCCUGAUAAGCAGCCCUCCAACCAUGCGACCAGCUAUUUUCGCAGCAACAAUAUCCAGGAUGAUCUGCACGAACAGCCCGAUACGGCCAUCAGUAUGGCUUUUGGAUCGACAACAACCAUGACGAUGACCACGAUGACCACGACAACAACAACAACAACAAUAACAGGACCUACAGAGGCUGUGCAGACGAACCCUUGCCGUCAACUUAUUGGAUGCGACAAUCAUGAUUCUUGUGAGAAAGACACGACUCGAUGCCGUCAGCGGCAACACGCAGCUGUCCCGACUCAGCGACUAUCCCUCCAAGAGUUUAACGGGAUCCAGCGCCAGCCCAGUCAGCGCAAUAAGAAGAAUCUCGUUGUAAAUAUAGCAUCUUUGACGAGCUGCUGAGAUACAUGAAUAGAACGUAAAUAGAACAGCCGCUAUCUACUUUUCUACAUGGUUUUAGUAGUCUAGUUCUACGCGCAUUGUUUGAGUUUCUCUUCAAGGUGAACACAAACGCGUCAAAGCCAGCGGGUGGUGUGUGCUUGCUCGCGAUUGAUAAGGACAGGCAAGCCUUGUGUAGGU
Gamsiella multidivaricata is the source of this 3981-nucleotide messenger RNA. RefSeq lists its product as uncharacterized. Lineage: Eukaryota; Fungi; Mortierellomycota; Mortierellomycetes; Mortierellales; Mortierellaceae. The coding region runs from base 430 to 3804 and encodes 1124 amino acids. Gene Ontology annotation, molecular function: potassium ion transmembrane transporter activity. The transcript is spliced from 3 exons. The record is from RefSeq and is a predicted model, not a curated record. Gene Ontology annotation, biological process: potassium ion transmembrane transport. Gene Ontology annotation, cellular component: plasma membrane.